Messenger RNA from Clunio marinus, 1367 nucleotides. NCBI's taxonomy places the organism in Eukaryota, Metazoa, Arthropoda, Insecta, Diptera, Chironomidae. The record is from the annotation of a GenBank genome assembly.
AGUCAUUAAUUAUUAGCUUAUUCAACUAGAUCUUCAAUUUCCUUUUUAAAAAUCGUCAUGAAAAUUCGAACAGUUUUAGGCGAUAUCUCACCUGACCAACUCAAGGUCACAUUAACUCACGAACACUUCUCUUUGGAUUUUCACAAGUUUUACUCUGAACCGCCAAAGCAAAUAAAAAAGUUUUUUAAUGGUGAAGUAAAUGAGAAAAUUCACUUGAAAAAUGUUGGAUUUGUAAGGCAAUACCCUUAUGGGAGUAAAUUUAACAUCAAUUUCGGUGAUGAAGAGACACACAAAGCUGUCAUUGAAGAUGUCAAGCAAUACAAAGAAUUUGGUGGCAAUUCUAUUGUUGAGAACACAACUCAUGGUAUUGAAAGGAAUUUAAAAUUAGUUUAUGAAGUUGCUCAAUCGACUGGAGUUCAAAUUAUUUGUGGUACUGGACAUUACUUGGAAAUGACACAAAAACCACACACAUUAAAUAUGUCGAUUGAAGAUAUGAUUGUGUUAUACACAAAUGAAAUUAUUAACGGAGUUGAAGUUCCAUUGUCACCUUCGGAAUCUGUGAGGAUUAAAUGUGGCUUCAUUGGUGAAGUGGGAAGCGUUUUUCCAAUAACUGAUUUCGAGAAGAAAGCAAUUCAAGCGACUGCUGAUGUUCAAAGCAAUCUCAAAUGUGGCGUUUCAUUCCAUCCUGGUCGAGACUCUCGUGCACCUUUUGAGAUUCUUCGCAUUUAUUUGGAAGCUGGUGGUGAUAAAUCAAAAUGCGUUAUGUCUCAUCUGGAUCGAACACUUUUAAACGACGAGAAACUUCUCGAGUUCUCAGAUAUUGGAUGCUAUUGUCAGCUGGAUUUGUUUGGAACUGAAGUGUCUUGGUAUCAACUUAAUCCUCAAACAGAUAUGCCAUCGGAUGCACAACGUGUUGAUCGCUUGAAACUGUUGUGUGAUCAUGGAAAAUUAGAAAGAAUUCUUGUCAGUCACGACAUUCACACAAAACAUCGUUUGACUGCAUUUGGUGGCCAUGGCUUCGCUCAUUUACUGAACAACGUCAAACCUAAAAUGUUAUUGAAAGGAUUCAACGACGAUGCUCUUGAAACAAUCUUCAUAAAAAAUCCUGCAAAUUGGUUGGAAUUUUAAUUUUAUUUUUUUCUGGUUAAAGAUGUCGAUUUGCAAACAUUUUAAAAUUUACAACAAGAAGAUUAAUCAAUAAAAUUCAUUUUAUUGCAAAUAUUUUGUGCGAUUUCUUUAACUUCCACUCUUUUGAUUUUUCCUGAUGGUGUCGUUGGAAAUUUGUCAAUGAAGUGAACACCGCCUCUCAAUUUCUUUGCAUGCAUAACUUUACCAUGGACAUAGCUCAUCACUGUUUCUUCGGUAAU